AUCACCACCUCAUCAGCGGAGCAUCAACUAACAAUUGAAUCGAAUCGAAACGAAACGAAACGACCGAAAAUCGCCGAUCCCGAUCGAACGCCGACCUCCGUCGCCGGCGGAUUAGGGUGGAAGCCGCUCGUACCGAUCGCAAACCCUAGCGGUUCGUCUUCCCGAGAAAUCUCUCUCUCUCGUCUUCGCUGCAGCUUUCUCCGGCGGAUUCCGCGCGGUUCGGUGGACACGAAGAGGGGCGGGGGCGGGGCGGGGGCGGGGGAAGGGAGGAUGUCGUUCGAUCUGGUGUUGAAGCCGACGUGCGGCGGCUGCGGCGCGGCGGCGGAUCUCUACGGCAGCAACUGCAAGCACAUGACGCUCUGCUCCACCUGCGGCAAGGCGAUGGCGGAGUCCCGGGCGAAGUGCUACGAGUGCGGCGCCACGCUCACUCGCUUGAUUAGGGAAUAUAAUGUCAGGGCUGGUCCCAGCAGUGAGAAGAACUACUUCAUUGGUAGAUUUGUCAGUGGUUUGCCGAAUUUCUCGAAGAAGAAGAGCGCGGAGAAUAGGUGGUCUGCGCAGAAGGAAGGGCUGCAGGGGCGUCAAGUUACGGAUACCUUGCGGGAGAAAUAUAAGAAUAAACCCUGGCUUUUGGAGGAUGAAACGGGACAGUCUCAGUAUCACGGCCAUCUUGAAGGUUCCCAAUCAGCUACUUACUACCUAUUAAUGCUUCAAGGAAAGGAGUUUGCUGCUAUCCCUGCUGGUUCUUGGUACAACUUUAACAAAGUUGCGCAGUACAAGCAACUUACCCUGGAGGAAGCAGAAGAGAAGAUGAAGAACAGAAAGAAAACUGCUGAUGGUUAUCAGAGGUGGAUGAUGAAAGCUGCUAACAACGGAGCUGCUGCCUUUGGUGAGGUUGAGAAAUCCGAAGACAAGGAUGGUAGUGGAGGAGGCAGUGGUGGUGGUGGUGGUGGGAGGGGACGUAAAAAGACAAGUGGUAACGAUGAUGAAGGUAAUGCAUCAGACAAGGGAGAGGAAGAUGAAGAAGAAGAGGCAGCAAGGAAGAGUAGGCUAGGACUCAACAAAAGGGCUGGUGAUGAUGAUGAAGAAGGUCCAAGGGGAGGUGAUCUAGAUUUGGAUGAUGAUGACAUUGAAAAGGGUGAUGACUGGGAGCACGAAGAGAUUUUUACUGAUGAUGACGAAGCUGUUGGGAAUGACCCACAUGAACGAGAAGAUUUGGCACCUGAAGCUCCUCCUCCUCCAGAAAUCAAAGAUGAGGAGGAGGAGGAUGAAGCAAAUGAAGAGGAAGGAGGACUGAGUAAAUCUGGAAAAGAAUUGAAGAAGCUGCUUGGGCGAGCUAGUGGGGUCAAUGAUUCAGAUGCAGAGGAAGAUGACGACGAUGAGGAUAUGGAAGAUGAGGUGGGGUUUUCACCUGUACUGGCCCCUAAACAGAAGGAAGCCCUUAAAGAGGAACCCGCAGAAGAGAGCCCUUCAAAACCCACUCCUUCUGCAUCUGCUAAGGGAACUCCACCUACUUCCAAAUCUGCCAAGGGAAAGAGGAAGUUGAAUGGAGAUGAUGCUAAAUCAUCGAAUGGUGCACCCCAGAAGAAGGUGAAGACGGAAACUGAAGCAAAAUCUUCCGUAAAAGAUGAAAGCGUGCCUACUUCUAAAAGCAGCGUUGCCUCUAAAGCUACACAGUCAGAUUCGAAGAGUGCAUCUACUCCGCCUACUGGACCGGUUGCAGAAGAAGAGAUAAGAGCAUUCAUUUUGCAGAAGGCACCUGUUACCACACAGGAUCUUGUCGCUAAAUUCAAAGCAAGACUCAAAAGCCCUGAGGACAAGAAUGCCUUUGCCGAUAUCUUGAGGAGAAUAUCCAAGAUACAGAAGACCAAUGGAUCUAGCUAUGUGGUGCUGCGAGAGAAAUGAUGAUUCUGUAUAGCUUAUAAGUCUGGUUGGAGAUUAGCUGGAUUAUGUGCUUGUAAGAAAUGUUUAAGAAGAGGAUAAUGACACAGAAAAUGGGGAUUGAAAUUGUUCCUCUGUGAAUUGCUGUCCUGCUUCUGCUGCGGUACAUUGUUGCUCGCAUGAGAGAGAGAGAGAGAGAGAGCGCGAAAUACCGCUGUAAUUCUGGCAUUUUGCUGCUACAAAUGAAGGAAAAAAUGCGUUGACACAAGUCUUUUAGA
Eucalyptus grandis is the source of this 2156-nucleotide messenger RNA. RefSeq names its product transcription initiation factor IIF subunit alpha. Gene Ontology annotation, cellular component: nucleus; transcription factor TFIIF complex. Bases 271 to 1902 code for a protein of 543 amino acids. Gene Ontology annotation, biological process: transcription initiation at RNA polymerase II promoter; positive regulation of transcription elongation by RNA polymerase II. Gene Ontology annotation, molecular function: DNA binding; RNA polymerase II general transcription initiation factor activity; TFIIF-class transcription factor complex binding. The transcript is spliced from 9 exons. NCBI's taxonomy places the organism in Eukaryota, Viridiplantae, Streptophyta, Magnoliopsida, Myrtales, Myrtaceae. The record is from RefSeq and is a predicted model, not a curated record.